Entrophospora sp. SA101 is the source of this 264-nucleotide messenger RNA. The record is from the annotation of a GenBank genome assembly. Lineage: Eukaryota; Fungi; Glomeromycota; Glomeromycetes; Entrophosporales; Entrophosporaceae.
AUGAAAUUACCUGAUGAUAUCAAUGAUGAACCACCAGAAGAUAUUGACGGUCAAUUUGAAAUGAAAUUACCUGACAAUAUCAAUGAUGAUAUUAGCAAUGAUGAGCCAGCAGAGGAUAUUGACAAUCAAUUUGUAAUGGAACUACCUGAUAUUAAUGAUGAUGAACCACCAGAGGAUAUUGAUAAUCAAUUUUCAAUAGAAUUACCAACUAAUCAUGAUAUUGAAGAACAAGUUGAUGAGGAUGAUAAACCUCCAGGUUGGUAG